This is a messenger RNA of Rhizoctonia solani, 1284 nucleotides long. Its product is annotated as integral peroxisomal membrane peroxin protein. Gene Ontology annotation, biological process: peroxisome organization. Gene Ontology annotation, cellular component: peroxisomal membrane. The record is from RefSeq and is a predicted model, not a curated record. The coding region runs from base 1 to 1284 and encodes 427 amino acids. The transcript is spliced from 4 exons. NCBI's taxonomy places the organism in Eukaryota, Fungi, Basidiomycota, Agaricomycetes, Cantharellales, Ceratobasidiaceae.
AUGCCUACCGCCCCGACAUCGCCUCGAGAGAUCUUGGAGAGUAAUGGAAAACUACUUUCCAACCGUGACGCACUGUCUAUUCAGAUCACCACUGCCAACUUUCGUCGCUUUGUCUCUAGGAGCGGGCCGGUAUUUUGGUUCCAGGACCGCGUGGAAGAGAUAGUCCUAUGGAAGCGGGGAUGGUGCUACACAAUUGCAUGGGGUUUUGUAUACUCAUUUAUGUGUAUAUACCCUCGAAUGCUGUUGAUUUUACCUCAGUUGGUAUUAUUGGCCAUCAUGUUGAUCAAUUACCCUGGAAGUCAUAACCGACGACCAGGCUCCCCCAGCGCCAAAGGGAUCAGCGACAGCCCAACUCGCCCAAGCCCUCAACUUAUAGCACCUGAAGGAAGCUCGGAAUGGUAUGCAAAUUUGCAAGCCAUCCAGAACCUCAUGGGCGCUAUAUCGGACGUGCACGAAUUAGCUGUUACUGUUGUUCCCUACCUGACUUGGGCAACUCCUGCAACUCGGUCAAUACUGUACAUGACUAUCAUGACUCUCCCAAUCGGAUUUUUGCCAAUAUCACCACAACAAAUCUUUCUCGGAGGCGGACUUAGUCUUUUGUGUAUAAUGCACCCGUUUUUCCAGAAUCUUCUCCCGGGAAUCGUCGCUCAAAUAACACCUGCUAUGCGUGUAAUCUGGGAGAGGUUAUUGGACGAUCUCAGAAUGGAAGAACGCCACGUUGAAGCGCGAGGAGGUUUUCGUGUCGAGUUACGUCUACCUGGUUUUCGAACAAUGCAUAUACCAGCUACCCUAAAAUCCAUUUUGGGAGUUGACUCGUCGGAGAAGGUGCCAGCUCAGUAUCCUAUUCCAGAACCGGACGAAGAGCGCAUGCUCGAGGUCGAGUUGUUUGAAAACGAGCGGUGGGUGGCAGGCUCCGGAUGGAAAGCAACGAAUCUUCGGACGGGAGAACGGCGAGGGUUUACUAGGGGUAGAGAUGGAUGGAGCGCGGGAGAUGUGAAGGGGCUGGACUAUGGAAAUGUCAGCAGUAAUCUAACAUUCGACCUGAGCCCAGGAUGGAGGUUCGUCGAGACAGAGGACUGGAGGAUCGACUGGGUAGGCUCGUGGAUAGCGUGCGGUUCUGAUAGUGACGGAUGGGUCUAUACCAAUGAUUCAUGGCUGAACCCAAAGCCAUUCCCGCCCAACGAGCUCGUUCAAACCACUUCUAGUGCCGCGGCCAAUGCCUUGGGUCCUGGAGUGACUAGGAGAAGAAGAUGGAGAAGACGGAUAUACCGCGUCAAUGUCUAG